AAUAAUAUUUAAGAAUCGUCGACAGCACACCCUACGCAUUAAUCCUCAAACUGAAAACUUGAACUGUAUUUCGAGAUCCAGACCGGCAUCCCUGCAACCUUCACCAUGAAAUCUUUCUUCGUUGUUUUGGCUUUGAUUUUCGCCGUUGUGGGAUGUGGAAUGAGCGCAAGACUUCGCAGGCAAGCUGAAGCUGCUCCAGAUGCGGACACUGAUGUUGCUGCAACCACACAAGAUCCCACAAUAACUCGUUUGAAUGUGGCUUUGUACUUCCUGCUUACAGAGCUUAACAAACAGAAAUCUUUGGGUGGACCAGCAAAUCCCGGUGGUAUCCAGAAAGCCAAUGCUUUAGUCACCAAGAUCAGUCUGCUCGGAGGGGACGUAGAUGACGUGAACAAGGACCUUCUGGCUAAUGUUGUUGCCUACUCCAAGCCAGCAGCUGCUGAUCCUAAAGUUGACCUUUCACAGUUCGGUGCCUGAACUCAUCAUGUCAAAUGGAUCUUCUAAGUUCUCAGUAGCAACCGAGUACCAGGAAAUAGGCAAACAAAUCAUUUUGCUCAAUACAGUUUUUAACAACCCACCAAAUUCCUCAAGAUCUCAGUCGUAAAAAUUUACGAUAAAAUUCAGGUAUUGUUUGCCCACUUCCAGCCAGUCUUUGUAGCUGGUGAUGGUACAUUCGCAUGUAAAAAUUGUUUUUGAAUAAAAUUUUAUUUGUUUGCAUUGAAAAAA
Messenger RNA from Stegodyphus dumicola, 726 nucleotides. RefSeq lists its product as uncharacterized. Lineage: Eukaryota; Metazoa; Arthropoda; Arachnida; Araneae; Eresidae. The record is from RefSeq and is a predicted model, not a curated record.